Molecule: messenger RNA, 3675 nt
Organism: Adineta ricciae
Lineage: Eukaryota; Metazoa; Rotifera; Eurotatoria; Adinetida; Adinetidae
Source: the annotation of a GenBank genome assembly
AUGCAAUUGAGAACAAAUGGCCGAAAGAAAAGAAAAAAAUGUACUUAUACGCAUGAAUACAUGGCUGAUGCAAUACCUAGAAAAAAAACCCUUUUUCUUAUAUUCAACGUCAAGAAGUGCAUCGUUCGAGAGUGUAUAUAUAAACGAUACAGACGAACAAGCACACAUUAUUUCUCAUACAAGUGCUGUUGGUCAUCGGCAGCGUCUCGUAUUCAAGCGUCGUUCGUUGUAUUUGUUAUACUCAUAUUUAUAUUAAAUUCAACAUCGAAGAAACAAACUCGUUUGGGUCCACCGAUUUUAUUACACAUUCGUGUUCAAUACUAUUCUCCUACUUACUUCGUCCUAUCUGAAUUUAUGUAUUACUGGAGUUUUCUAACAAUUUCUAUUUCUACUGAUCAUGUUAUCGAAACAUCGCUGGCUGAACAACCCGAACCAGCUAUUGAAUCAGCAAAUGAUAAUUUUCAUAUGUAUUCUCGCGAUGAUUUAUUUCUUCGUUUCCAAACAAAUCAAACUACUGGCUUAUUCACCGAUCAAAUUCUUCAAUUCGUAAAACAAUAUGGUGAAAAUAAAUUGACCCCACCUAAAAAACCGAAUUACAUUUGGAUAUUUUUCUCUCAAUUAUUAACUGGCUUUAAUAUCUUCUUAUGGGUCGCAGCGAUAUUUGCUUUUCUUGCUUGGAAACCAUUUGGCGAACCUGAUCCUCAAAUAGCCAAUUUGGCGCUGGGCAUUCUCUUGUGUUUGAUUAUCUUUCUCAAUGGUAUUCUCGAUUCAUAUCAAGUUAUUAAAUCAAUCAAAAUUGUAGCCUCGUUCGCCAAUCUCCUUCCAACGUUAACAACUGUGCGACGUGAUGGUGUUGAACAACAGAUUAUUGCAGAGAAACUCGUUCCAGGUGAUAUUGUACUCAUUCGAAUGGGAGAAAAACUUCCAGCUGAUUUACGUCUGAUCAGUUGCGAUGGCUUAAAGGUGAACAAUGCGAAUUUAACCGGCGAAUCGAAAGCAGUUUCGUGUACAACUGAAUGCACGCAUACAAUAAUGCUAGAAUCGAAAAAUAUUGUUUAUUGUUCUUCAAUGGUUGAACAGGGUACUGGAGAAGGUCUUGUUAUUGCUACUGGAGAUCAAACAAUGAUUGGUCGCAUGUCGAAAUUGACGCAAGGAAAUGGUGGAGAUGAAGUCACAGGACUUCAUCGCGAAUUCAAUCGUUUUCUGUUGUUCGUUUGUGUUGGCACGGUCAUUGCCGUCGCAAUCCUAUGGAUAACUUGGGGCGCUUGGCUUCAACGAGAUCAUCCCACGUUUGUUACUUACAACAAUAAUAUUGUAAAUUCCGUUGGCAUGAUCGUUGCUUUUCUUCCUGUUGGUCUUCCAUCAUGUGUGACAUUUGUAUUGACUAUUGUGGCGAAACGAAUGUAUCGACAGAAAGUUCUUGUCAAAAGUCUUCAAAUCGUCGAAACUUUCAAUUCGGUUUCGGUCAUCGCAACAGACAAAACAGGAACUUUAACACAAAACCAGAUGACAGUUACACAUCUGCUUUGGGAUCUAGACAAGACAUUAGCUCUUCCAAGUAUCCACUCGAACGAAUCAUCGUCUUCUCAACAACCGAAUCCUUCCGAUCGAAAUACGCUGGAAAUGAUCGAACGUCGAGCAUCACGUACAACCAAUGUAUCGAUUGAUGUUAUUCAUGACCUCUUACUUGGUGCCUGUUUAUGUAAUAAUGCUGAAGUACAACUUGUUGCCAAUGUUGAACUUGGUGGUAAUACAGCUGACAUGGUACGUGAAACGAAGAUUGUUGGAGAUGCUGCUGAUACUGCUCUGUACAAUAUGUGUAGUCGUGCUUGUCAGAUUGAUAUGAUAGAAACACGUUCGAAAAAUCGCCGUUUACAAGUUCUUCCAUUUAAUUCUAACAUGAAACUGAUGAUCUCAGCGAACAAACUAGAAAACUCUCCAUCGAUGGUUUUGAUCCUGAUGAAAGGUGCGCCUGAUUAUGUUAUUCAACGCUGUUCCACGUACAAAACAAACCAGGGCGAUGUGGAAUUAUUAACCAAUGAGAUUCGGCAGAUGAUUGUCAAACGACAAGAAAUCUUUGGAAAAGAUGGCUAUCGACUUAUUGCCCUAUGUCAACGAAGUCUUGGGGAAAACGAAUUCAAUGAAUAUGUCAACGAAAACCACUCCGAUCAUUUACAUGGAUUUCCAUCGGAUAACUAUACUUUCAUUGGCCUAUAUGCACUAAUCGAUCCUCCACGAGAUGAAGUUCCAGAUGCUGUUUUGAAAGCUCGUCAUGCUGGUAUUCGAGUAGCUAUGGUCACUGGGGACCAUCCAACGACGGCAAGAUCAAUUGCUAAUCAAGUGAAUAUACUGUCGUCGGAAAUCUCGCUCAAUAACGGUAUUGAUACAUUUCAAUCGACAAAAGAUCAAAGUGGUAAAAUUAUCGUUGAUCUUUAUCGAAAUGAUAAUUUAUUAGAGAAACAUGAAGUUGCUCACAUAACAAAACUUGACUUGGAUAUCAGAGAACGCAAUCAUUCCGAUGGGAAGAAACUUUCCUGGUACAAACGAAUGAUUGGUGCAUGUAAAAAUAAUUUUUCGGAUCCAACCAGUGGAAAUGCAAAUGAAGGUGUCAAUCGAAUGAAUUAUGUACCGUAUGGUGUUGUUGUGACGGGACGUGAAAUCGAAAAUAUGGAUGAUUAUAUGUGGGAUUGGGUUUUAUUGCAUCAAGAGAUCGUCUUUGCUAGAACAUCACCGGAACAGAAACUUAGCAUUGUGACAGAAUUUCAACGUCGUGGAGAAGUUGUUGCCGUAACUGGCGACGGAACAAACGAUGCGCUUCCAUUAAAAUAUGCUCAUCUUGGUGUAGCCAUGCAAUCGGGUACGGAUAUUUCAAAAGAUGCUGGUGAUAUGAUAUUACUUGAUAAUAAUUUUUCAUCGAUUAUCCGAGCUAUUGAAACCGGUCGAUUAGUUAGUGACAAUCUUAAAAAAGUUGCGAUACAUUUGCUCCCGGGAGGAUCAUGGUCACAAAUAUGGCCGAUAUUUUUCAAUUUAUGGUUUGGUAUGCCGUUGGCAUUGUCAGCUUUUCUAGCAAUCACGUUCUGUAUGAUCAACGAUGUAUUUCUUUCAUUAGCGAUGGCAAAUGAAAAACCCGAACGUGACAUUAUGGCACGUCCACCAUCAAUUCGUUCGAAAGAUCGAAUGCUUAAUCUACGUUUAUUAUUCCAUGCAUUCAUGCUUGCUGGCAAUGCUGCCACAUUCGUCGGAUUUUUCAGUUACUGCUACUAUUGGAUUGAUAAUGGGGUGCCAUUUUAUUCGUUUAUGUUUACAUUUGAACACUUCGGUAAAGAUCUUCCUCUUCCACAAUCACCGGAAGAGCUACGACGAAUGACAUCAGCUGCUCAGAGCGCUUACUAUUGUUCGACAUGCGUUUUUCAAAUGAUAAAUUUUUUUGCUACGAGAACACGUUAUGCAUCGAUCAUUCAACACAAUCCAUUCUGGGGUCAAAGUCGAAAUUGGUACGUCUUCUUGGCUAUUAUUGGGUCGACAGGCGUUCAACUUCUUGUUACGCGUAUUGUCUGGUUCAACAAUACAUUUCAAACUCAGCCUAUACCUGUGAAAUACAUCGCGCCCACGAUUGGUUUUGGUAUACUUUGGCUUCUUAUUGAUGAAUUAAGGAAAUUAUGUGUACGCAAAUGA